Molecule: messenger RNA, 508 nt
Organism: Pisolithus orientalis
Lineage: Eukaryota; Fungi; Basidiomycota; Agaricomycetes; Boletales; Pisolithaceae
Exons: 2
Coding region: 81-446 (121 amino acids)
Source: RefSeq, a predicted model, not a curated record
CCUAGUGAUGAUUACGUAACCCUAUGCGUAUCGCACUCCAUCGACCGCCUUAACUUGCUGUGAUUGUCUGCCCGCGACGCAUGACAACGACUCAGGUCCAUCUAUGUAUUUACCCGCGUUCCUCUUGUGCAGCCCUUUUGUGCUGUCUUUCCCAACCCCACCUUUGGCGGUCAUUCUAUGCGCUCUGGAGGUGCUAUCCAGAUUCAAGCCGUCCUCUUUGGCGUGGCAGCACUACGCUCGUGAGAACCCUGUUUUGUUAUAAACUCUUCUUCUCCAUGGACGUCCCCCCCAUGACCCACCUUUUUCUCUUCCUUUACGUAAAGCUUUACUUCUCUUCCCUAAUAGCCGAUUUCACAUGUCUUGUUUCUUGUCGGUCUCAGGGCUUAUCUUGGCCUCCAGCGAGGCCUUUGUAUUUGGUCACAUUUCGCUUCCUUUCCUGGUUCUGACGUUCUCCGGUCUCAGUUGUCCGAGAGCGUUUAUCACUUCGUUCUUUGUACGUGUACUCGUA